AUGGCGUCGUCGCCUCCUUCGUCCUCCGCCAGGGGUGAUUCUAAUGAUGGACGUGGUGAAGUACGAUCCGUGGUGCCGAACGACCACAACGUCCUGCAGAAGCACGUCGCCUUCUUCGACCGCAACCACGACGGCCUCGUGUAUCCAUGGGAGACAUUCCGAGGCUUUCGAUCGAUCGGGGCCAGCCUCCCCCUGUCCACCAUCUCUGCCAUCCUCAUCAACAUUGCGCUCAGCCAGAAAACUCGCCCUGGGAAAUUCCCUUCCUUUCUGUUUCCGAUCGAAGUCAAGAACAUCCACAAGGCCAAGCACGGAAGUGAUUCCGGCGUUUACGAUUCUGAAGGAAGGUUUGUUCCGUUGAAAUUCGAAGAAAUCUUUCGCAAGCACGCGCAGACGCACCCGGACGCCUUGACAUCAAAUGAACUGCAGGAGAUGCUCAAGUCCAACAGGCAACCCAAGAACUACACAGGCUGGGUGGCGGCCUACACGGAAUGGAAGGUCCUGUACAUUCUUUGCAAGGACAAGGACGGCCUACUUCACAAAGACACGAUCCGGGCCGUGUACGAUGGGAGCUUGUUCGAGCACAUGGAGAAGGAGCACAUGGAGAAGGGCCGAGCAUCGAAUAAGCAGAAGGAUUAAAUUCGAUCUGACGUUAGGGCGGAACUGCCGCGGCGUCCGGCAUCCCCAUUAGCUGGCUGUACAUUCCGUUUGCAAUUCGAAUCAAUUAUUCAUGCAUCGACGACAAAAGACAAUAAGUAGAAGCAGAAACCAACAUGGGUUUGGCUUCUUGAUUGAAGUGUGUUUUUUAACUGAUGGUUAUUUAUAGUGUAAGUAUUCUAGGUCGUGCUGCCUUGGUUUGGCGGAGCCGAUAUCGUGUGCUACAAUAUAGCUUUACCCACUUUCCGUGCGCCGGAUUUAUGAUGACACUUGCGAUUUCGUUUUCAUGGGAUUUGAUGGGAACUUAUGAUCCUUA
Messenger RNA from Eucalyptus grandis, 970 nucleotides. RefSeq names its product probable peroxygenase 5. The record is from RefSeq and is a predicted model, not a curated record. Gene Ontology annotation, molecular function: monooxygenase activity; calcium ion binding. The coding region runs from base 1 to 636 and encodes 211 amino acids. Lineage: Eukaryota; Viridiplantae; Streptophyta; Magnoliopsida; Myrtales; Myrtaceae. The transcript is spliced from 6 exons.